UAUUCCCCACCCUCUUUAUUCCCUUCUGCAAGGGGGGGGGGAACCCCUCUCUCCCUCGCCCCCAAUCCCUGCGCGGAGGGCAGGCUUUUGCAGACGCGGAAGGAACUCCCCCUGCCAAGAAAGGUUUGCAUCGCUUGGGACUUUUUAAGUUCAGAGGAAAGGGUCUGGCGACCUUCAGGGAGGUGGCUGUGUGCUUCACGGUGGGGGAAUGGGCUAUGAUGGAUCCCAGCCAAAGAGCUCUGCAGAGGGAAGUCAUGGAGAGGAAUUAUGAGACGGUGGCCUCUCUAGAACCAAACUUCACUUCCUGUUGGGGAGGAGGAGAAUAUCCAUUUAUCCAGGAACCCAAAAACAGGGAGACACCAGCAGAAAUUUCCAAGCCGCACUUCAUCUCCUGGCUGCAAGGACGAGAUCCACUUGGACGGGGCUCUAAUGAAGGGGAGAGGUCUGCAGCAGAUGCCGGGCAGGCCAAUGAAAUUUACAGGGAACAACAGAUGGCAGCAACCAUCAAGUGCGAAGCGGAAAAAGAGAUGUGUGGGGAAAGUGAGGGGCCAAAAACGCCGGAACGAAACCUGACAAAGCACGGCAUGAAGAAACCCUCCACUUCUCAGGGUUUGCAUCAAAGAACGCACAGUGGGGAGAAAUCCUUUAAAUGCAUGCAAUGUGGGAAGGGGUUUAGAGUGAGCAGCAGCCUUGCUUUGCACGAAAGGACACACACCGGCAAGAAGCCCUUUAAAUGCAUGGAAUGCGGGAAGACCUUCAGUCAAAGCGGCAACCUUACUGCUCAUCGGAGAACUCACACAGGGGAGAAGCCGUUCAAGUGUAUGGAGUGCGGGAUGUGUUUUAGCCAGUGCGGCAACCUUGCCUCUCAUCAAAGAACUCACACGGGGGAGAAACCGUUUAAAUGCCUGGAGUGCGGGAAGAACUUCAGGCGGAGCCAUCACCUUACUAAACAUCGAAGAACCCACACAGGGGAGAAGCCCUUCAAGUGCAUGGAGUGUGGGAAGAGCUUCAGUGUGCGCAGCAGCCUUACAGUACAUCAAAGAACCCACACGGGAGAGAAACCAUUUAAAUGCAUGGAGAGCGAAAAAGCUUCAGCCAGAGUGGUGGCCUUGCUGGCCAUCUAAGAAUCCACACAGGGGAGAAAGCAUUUAAUUACGCUUAUUCUUAUCUUAUUAUUAUUACUACUGCCACUGUUGAUUUAUUAAUCGCUUUCUAAACCACCGUCUCAAGGCAAUUUACACAUAAGAUAAUGGCAAACAGUUAAAACCACCAAAAAAACAAAAACAAACCAAAUACAUUUAAAACAAGACUAAAACCUUUACCAACUGGACAGUCGUGGCAAGGACCCCAUUUAUCCAGCUGGCAAAAGCCUAUUGGAGCAAAAGUGUCUUCAGCUGUUUCCAGAAAGUGCAGACCAUGGGCGCCUGUCAUAUCUCAACAGGAAUGCUAUUCCACAGGACGGGGGCAGCCCACUAAAAGCCCAUCUCUUGAGUUAUUGCAGAGCAGGCUUCUGAGAUUUUUGGGACUCCACAGGAGAAACUCCUGCAGACCACAGCAAUCUGCGGGGUUUGUAAGGGAUAAGGCGGUCUCUUGAGUAACCUGGUCCCGAAUUGUAUAGGGUCUUAUAUGUUAGUACCAACAGCUUGAAGUUGGCUGCUUCCUCUGAACCAACCCCGAGAAUAGCUUCAGCUGCACCACCUCCCUUAAUGUACAUCAAAGAACUCGCAAAGGGGUGAAACCAUUUUUAAAUGUAUUUAGUGUGGGGGGAAAGCUUCAGCGUGAGUUGUACUGUAAACGACUGCCUUACAGUACAUCAAAGAAGGCACACGGGGCAGAAGCCAUUUUUAGUGCACGGAGUGUGGGAAAAAUCCUGGAGUUGCAACCUUCCUUCCCUUGAAAGAAUCCACCUCUGGAUUUCACGUCGGGAUUGAAAUUGCCUAGAAUAUGAAAAGAGCUUCACAUCAAAGAGCCCGCAAAGGACAAAUGAUGUAAAUGCCUGGAGCGUGGCAAAAAGCUCCUCUUGGACAUAACGGGGUUUCUUCUGCAAGACUGGGGGAGGGGCUUUGUUUCAUUUGCUUAUUCGUUAGAUUUCUUACUCACCUUUUACCAUAAGCUCCCAGGCAGGGUUACAGAAAAUAACAACAAAACAAUAAUUACAACAAUAAAACAGACCGUUAUAAAAUAAAAGUUUUCAACUAUCAAACAUGAAAAGUGUAAAAA
This is a messenger RNA of Lacerta agilis (Sand lizard), 2220 nucleotides long. Its product is annotated as zinc finger protein 665-like. Gene Ontology annotation, molecular function: DNA-binding transcription repressor activity, RNA polymerase II-specific. Gene Ontology annotation, biological process: negative regulation of transcription by RNA polymerase II. The record is from RefSeq and is a predicted model, not a curated record. Bases 216 to 1124 code for a protein of 302 amino acids. NCBI's taxonomy places the organism in Eukaryota, Metazoa, Chordata, Lepidosauria, Squamata, Lacertidae. The transcript has 5 exons.